Messenger RNA from Staurois parvus, 279 nucleotides. Lineage: Eukaryota; Metazoa; Chordata; Amphibia; Anura; Ranidae. The record is from the annotation of a GenBank genome assembly.
GUGAAUGCGGGGUCCGGGGAGAGCGGAUACAGUGAGUGCGGGGUCCGGGGAGAGCGGAUACAGUGAAUGCGGGGUCCGGGGAGAGCGGAUAUAUAGUGAAUGCGGGGUCCGGGGAGAGCGGAUAUGGUGAAUGCGGGGUCCGGGGAGAGCGGAUACGGUGAAUGCGGGGUCCGGGGAGAGCGGAUACGGUGAAUGCGGGGUCCGGGGAGAGCGGAUACGGUGAAUGCGGGGUCCGGGGAGAGCGGAUACGGUGAAUGCGGGGUCCGGGGAGAGCGGAUA